Neomonachus schauinslandi (Hawaiian monk seal) is the source of this 3041-nucleotide messenger RNA. RefSeq names its product DLG associated protein 4 (gene DLGAP4). Gene Ontology annotation, molecular function: molecular adaptor activity. The record is from RefSeq and is a predicted model, not a curated record. NCBI's taxonomy places the organism in Eukaryota, Metazoa, Chordata, Mammalia, Carnivora, Phocidae. The coding region runs from base 1 to 2979 and encodes 992 amino acids. The transcript has 11 exons. Gene Ontology annotation, cellular component: glutamatergic synapse; postsynaptic specialization. Gene Ontology annotation, biological process: signaling.
AUGAAAGGCCUCGGUGACAGCCGCCCUCGCCACCUCUCCGACAGCCUGGACCCACCGCAUGAGCCCCUGUUCGCAGGGCCUGACCGCAACCCCUACCUGCUAUCGCCCACGGAGGCCUUUGCCCGCGAGGCUCGAUUCCCUGGCCAGAACACUCUGCCUGGGGAUGGUCUCUUCCCACUCAACAACCAACUGCCGCCUCCAAGCAGCACCUUCCCCCGCAUCCACUAUAACUCCCACUUCGAGGUGCCAGAGGAGAGCCCCUUCCCCAGCCAUGCCCAGGCCACCAAGAUCAACCGGCUGCCUGCCAACCUCCUGGACCAGUUUGAGAAGCAACUGCCCAUCCACCGCGAUGGCUUUAGCACGCUCCAGUUCCCCCGUGGUGAGGCCAAGGCCCGAGGUGAGAGUCCUGGCCGCAUCCGCCACCUGGUCCAUUCGGUCCAGCGGCUCUUCUUCACCAAGGCGCCCUCACUGGAGGGCACGGCAGCCAAGGUCGGUGGCAAUGGCAGCAAGAAAGGUGGCCUGGAGGACGGCAAGGGCCGGAGGGCCAAGAGCAAGGAACGGGCCAAGGCUGGGGAACCCAAACGGCGUAGCCGCUCCAACAUCUCGGGCUGGUGGAGCUCUGAUGACAACUUGGACGGCGAGGGUGGCGCCUUCCGCAGCAGUGGCCCAGCCUCUGGGCUGAUGACGCUCGGCAGACAGGCGGAACGCAGCCAGCCACGCUACUUCAUGCACGCCUACAACACCAUCAGCGGGCACAUGCUCAAAGCAGCCAAAAACAACACCGCUGAGCUGACUGCCCCGCCGCCCCCACCCGCACCCCCAGCCGCCUGCCCCAGCCUUGGGGUGGGCACUGACACCAACUAUGUCAAGCGGGGCUCCUGGUCCACUCUGACCCUCAGCCACGCCCAUGAAGUCUGCCAGAAGACCUCAGCCACCUUGGAUAAGAGCCUGCUAAAGUCCAAAUCCUGCCACCAGGGUCUAGCCUACCAUUACCUGCAGGUGCCUGGCGGCGGCGGCGAGUGGAGCACCGCGCUGCUGUCCCCGCGCGACGCGGACGCCGCGGCCGAGGGCCCCAUCCCGUGCAGGCGCAUGCGCAGCGGCAGCUACAUCAAGGCCAUGGGCGAUGAGGACAGCGAUGAGUCCGGCGGCAGCCCCAAGCCCUCACCCAAGACGGCCGCGCGGCGCCAGAGCUACCUGAGGGCCACGCAGCAGUCGCUGGGAGAGCAGAGCAACCCUCGCAGGAGUCUGGACCGCCUGGAUUCAGUGGACAUGCUGCUGCCCUCCAAGUGUCCAAGCUGGGAGGAGGACUACAACCCCGUCAGCGACAGCCUCAAUGACUCCAGCUGCAUCAGCCAGAUUUUUGGACAGGCCUCCCUGAUCCCCCAGUUGUUUGGCCAUGAGCAGCAGGUACGGGAGGCAGAUCUGAGUGACCAGUAUGAGGCAGCCUGUGAGUCUGCCUGCAGUGAAGCGGAGUCUGCAGCCGCCGAGGCACUGGACUUGCCGUUGCCCAGCUACUUUCGCUCCCGCAGCCACAGCUACCUGCGGGCCAUCCAGGCGGGCUGCUCGCAGGAGGAGGACAAUGUCUCCCUGCAGUCCCUCUCCCCUCCGCCCAGCACUGGCAGCCUCAGCAACAGUCGCACGCUUCCAAGUUCAUCAUGCCUAGUGGCAUAUAAGAAGACCCCACCACCGGUCCCUCCACGUACCACGUCAAAGCCCUUCAUCUCUGUCACGGUCCAGAGCAGUACUGAGUCUGCCCAGGACACCUACCUGGACAGCCAGGACCACAAGAGUGAGGUGACAAGCCAGUCGGGCCUGAGCAACUCGUCGGACAGCCUGGACAGCAGUACCCGACCGCCCAGUGUGACACGGGGCGGAGUCACCCCAGCCCCUGAGGCUCCUGAGCCACCCCCAAAACAUGCAGCUCUGAAGAGUGAACAAGGGACGCUGACCAGCUCUGAAUCCCACCCUGAGGCCAUCCCCAAAAGGAAACUGUCAUCUAUAGGAAUACAAGUUGACUGCAUUCAGCCAGUGCCAAAAGAGGAGCCCAGUCCCGCUACCAAAUUCCAGUCCAUCGGGGUUCAGGUAGAGGACGACUGGCGAAGCAGCGCCCCCUCUCACAGCAUGUCCUCCCGACGGGACACCGACUCAGAUACCCAGGAUGCCAAUGACUCAAGCUGUAAGUCAUCUGAGAGGAGCCUCCCGGACUGUACCCCACACCCCAACUCCAUCAGCAUCGAUGCCGGCCCUCGGCAGGCCCCCAAGAUUGCCCAGAUCAAGCGCAACCUCUCCUAUGGAGACAACAGCGACCCUGCCCUAGAGGCUUCGUCGCUGCCCCCGCCUGACCCCUGGCUCGAGACCUCCUCCAGCUCCCCAGCGGAGCCAGUGCAGCCAGGGGCCUGCCGCCGGGACGGCUUCUGGUUCCUGAAGCUCCUGCAGGCAGAAACGGAGCGGCUGGAGGGCUGGUGCUGCCAGAUGGACAAGGAGACCAAAGAGAACAACCUCUCUGAAGAAGUCUUAGGAAAAGUCCUCAGUGCUGUGGGCAGUGCCCAGCUACUGAUGUCCCAGAAAUUCCAGCAGUUCCGGGGCCUCUGUGAGCAAAACCUGAACCCUGAAGCCAACCCACGUCCGACAGCCCAGGACCUGGCCGGGUUCUGGGAUCUGCUACAGCUGUCCAUCGAGGACAUCAGCAUGAAGUUUGAUGAACUCUACCACCUCAAGGCCAACAGCUGGCAACUGGUGGAAACCCCCGAGAAGAGGAAGGAAGAGAAGAAACCACCCCCUCCAGUCCCAAAGAAGCCAGCUAAAUCCAAGCCGGCAGUGAGCCGCGACAAGGCCUCAGAUGCCGGGGACAAGCAGCGUCAGGAGGCCCGCAAGAGACUCCUGGCGGCCAAGCGGGCAGCUUCCGUGCGGCAGAACUCAGCCACAGAGAGUGCGGACAGCAUCGAGAUUUAUGUCCCUGAGGCCCAGACCCGACUCUGAGACCAGGAAGCAAACAAUUUUAAGUCAUUAAAAAAAAAAAAAAAACCCACACAAACUAAAUG